UGGCCUGCAGAGAGCCCGCACUAUCUCUGCCGCUGCUACUGCUGCUGCCGCUGCUGCCGCCGCUACUGCUGCUGGCAGAGCUGCGGGGAGUGAGCAUCCCCGGUUCGGGAUACCCAGCUCCACCGCAUCUCCCUCGCGUCCUGGCCCACACGGACCUGCCCACCCCUGGGAACAAAAGCGGACCUGCUCGCCCUCUCCUGCAGCCGGAGGAUGAUUCGGGAGGGCUGAGCGGAGAGUGCGGUCUUCGGAGGCUGGAAGCUAUGUCCUUGGCUUCUCUCGAUGACGAUUCCUGACUCGUGGCCCUGGCAAUCUUUGGAAAACAUCAGCCACUUUCUUCAGUCCAGACCUCAGGACCCGCCUUUCCCCAGCAUCACCGCCACCCAGCCUGGACACAUUGACCAAACCGUUUUCUAGGACAUACCAUUCUGCAAGACAUGGUGGUGGUGAACGCUGACUCCAACUCUUCCUGACUGAGGGGCUCUGUUGCACAACUCAAAGAUGCCCUGGUUUGUGAGCUCCAGCACUUGGCCCACUUGUACGUUCUCUUCCUGAGGCCCCUCAGCGUUUCAUCUCGCUCUGCCAAUGCACUCGGAAGGAGUGAAUGACAUGUGCAGCUCGGGGCGUCAUUUCUGAAGGGAGGCGUGCUUCUCUGGGAGAGGAGUCCCCCAUGAGCCUGGCCGAGGCCCUGGAUCUGUGUGCAGUGGACUAAGGAUUUAGUAGGAUGUCAACUGAGACAGAACUUCAAGUAGCUGUGAAAACCAGCGCCAAGAAAGACUCCAGAAAGAAAGGUCAGGAUCGCAGCGAAGCCACUCUGAUAAAGAGGUUUAAAGGUGAAGGGGUCCGGUACAAGGCCAAACUGAUCGGGAUCGACGAGGUUUCAGCAGCUCGGGGAGACAAGUUAUGUCAAGAUUCCAUGAUGAAGCUCAAGGGCGUUGUGGCUGGCGCUCGUUCCAAAGGAGAACACAAACAGAAAAUCUUUUUAACCAUCUCCUUUGGAGGAAUCAAAAUCUUUGAUGAGAAGACAGGGGCCCUUCAGCAUCACCAUGCUGUUCACGAAAUUUCCUACAUUGCAAAGGACAUCACAGACCACCGGGCCUUUGGCUACGUGUGUGGGAAGGAAGGGAACCACAGAUUUGUGGCCAUAAAAACAGCCCAGGCGGCUGAACCUGUUAUUCUGGACUUGAGAGAUCUCUUUCAACUUAUUUACGAAUUGAAGCAAAGAGAAGAGUUGGAGAAAAAGGCACAAAAGGAUAAGCAGUGUGAACAAGCUGUGUAUCAGACAAUUCUGGAAGAGGAUGUUGAAGAUCCUGUGUACCAGUACAUUGUGUUUGAGGCUGGACACGAGCCAAUCCGUGACCCCGAAACGGAAGAAAACAUUUAUCAGGUUCCCACCAGCCAAAAGAAGGAAGGUGUUUAUGAUGUGCCAAAAAGUCAACCUGUAAGUAAUGGCCAGCCGAUGGAGGACUUUGAAGAACGCUUUGCUGCGGCCACCCCGGUAAGAGUGCAAGGGCCCUGUGAGCUGUUUCAUGUCAUUGCCCAUCGUUCAUUUCACGCUCAUAGUCAUGCCUUGUGCUUACAGAACAGAAACCUGCCUGCGGACAUUGAUGAGAUUCUUGAGGCAACGAAGGCUGUGACCCAAUUAGAACUUUUUGGGGACAUGUCCACCCCUCCUGAUAUAACCUCUCCCCCCACUCCUGCAACUCCAGGUGAUGCCUUUAUCCCUUCUUCAUCUCAGACACUUCCGGCGAGUGCAGACAUGUUUGGUUCUGUAUCUUUUGGCACUGCUGCUGUACCCUCAGGUUACGUUGCCAUGGGCGCCGUCCUCCCAUCCUUCUGGGGCCAGCAGCCCCUCGUCCAACAGCAGAUCGCCAUGGGUGCUCAGCCACCAGUCGCUCAGGUGAUGCCAGGGGCUCAGCCCAUCGCAUGGGGCCAGCCGGGUCUCUUCCCUGCCACUCAGCAGCCCUGGCCAGCUGUGGCCGGGCAGUUUCCGCCAGCCGCCUUCAUGCCCACACAAACUGUUAUGCCUUUGCCAGCCGCCAUGUUCCAAGGUCCCCUCACUCCCCUCGCAACCGUCCCAGCCACGGGUGACUCCGCCAAGUCAAGUCCACAGACCGACAAGCCCAGACAGAAAAUGGGGAAAGAAAUGUUUAAGGAUUUCCAGAUGGCCCAGCCUCCACCCGUGCCCUCCCGCAAACCCGACCAACCCUCCCUCACCUGUACCUCAGAGGCCUUCUCCAGUUACUUCAGCAAAGUUGGGGUGGCACAGGAUACAGAUGACUGUGAUGACUUUGACAUCUCCCAGUUGAAUUUGACCCCUGUGACGUCUACCACACCAUCAACCAACUCACCUCCAACGCCAGCCCCUAGACAGAGCUCUCCGUCCAAGUCAUCUGCAUCCCACGCCAGUGACCCUACCACAGAUGACAUCUUCGAAGAGGGCUUUGAAAGUCCCAGCAAAAGCGAAGAGCAAGAAGCUCCCGAUGGAUCACAGGCCUCAUCCAACAGUGAUCCAUUUGGGGAGCCCAGUGGGGAGCCCAGUGCUGAUAAUAUAAGUCCACAGGCCGGUAGCUAGAUAGCACAGGUCUGGGAGCUGGAGCCUCUCUAUGCGCAGAUCCACAGACCUAAGAAAUAGCAUCAAUGCGGGCUCGUGGCGGGUGCUUCUUCAAGACUAGCAUGGAAAUCAGCAUCGCGACAGGCUCUUAUAGUCUUUCACCUCACUUCAUCCCACAAAGAAAUUCAUAAUUGCCCAAUGGAACUUGUUUGGAGGAAGGAACUAAGAGUUUUGGGAAACCAACAGCAGAUACCUAUGGCAGCACAACAAAACAAGGACA
This is a messenger RNA of Myotis brandtii (Brandt's bat), 2831 nucleotides long. It is a transcript of the gene DAB1, whose product is annotated as Dab, reelin signal transducer, homolog 1 (Drosophila). The record is from RefSeq and is a predicted model, not a curated record. The coding region runs from base 722 to 2572 and encodes 616 amino acids. Gene Ontology annotation, biological process: ventral spinal cord development; lateral motor column neuron migration. The transcript has 19 exons. NCBI's taxonomy places the organism in Eukaryota, Metazoa, Chordata, Mammalia, Chiroptera, Vespertilionidae.